Molecule: messenger RNA, 2546 nt
Organism: Peromyscus maniculatus bairdii (prairie deer mouse)
Lineage: Eukaryota; Metazoa; Chordata; Mammalia; Rodentia; Cricetidae
Gene: P2rx5
Product: purinergic receptor P2X 5
Biological process (GO): response to ATP; calcium ion transmembrane transport
Cellular component (GO): plasma membrane
Molecular function (GO): extracellularly ATP-gated monoatomic cation channel activity; purinergic nucleotide receptor activity; ATP binding
Source: RefSeq, a predicted model, not a curated record
AGUGAGCCGGAGGCAUGGGCCAGGCGGCCUGGAAGGGGUUCGCCCUGUCGCUGUUCGACUACAAAACCGCAAAGUUCGUGGUCGCCAAGAGCAAGAAGGUGGGGCUGCUCUACCGGGUGCUGCAGCUCUCCAUCCUGUUGUACUUGCUCAUUCUUGGGGAUGCCAUGAUGGGAGGGACUGGUGUCACUUCACUUGGGAAUAGAUGGGUGUUUCUGAUUAAGAAGAGUUACCAGGAUAUUGACACUUCCCUGCAGAGUGCUGUGGUCACCAAAGUCAAGGGUGUGGCCUACACCAAUACCACCAUGCUUGGGGAACGGCUCUGGGAUGUAGCGGACUUUGUCAUCCCGUCUCAGGGGGAGAACGUUUUCUUCGUGGUCACCAACCUGAUCGUGACUCCUAACCAGCGGCAGGGCAUCUGUGCUGAGCGUGAAGGCAUCCCUGAUGGCGAGUGUUUCGAGGACUCUGACUGCCAUGCUGGGGAAUCUGUUGUAGCUGGACAUGGACUGAAAACUGGUCGCUGUCUACGGGUGGGGAACUCUACCCAGGGCACCUGUGAGAUCUUCGCUUGGUGCCCAGUGGAGACAAUGUCCUCGCCCACGGAUCCCCUCCUGAAGGAUGCUGAAGGCUUCACCAUUUUCAUAAAGAACUUCAUCCGCUUCCCCAAGUUCAACUUCUCCAAAGCCAAUGUGCUAGAAACAAGCAACAAAAAUUUCCUGAAAACCUGUCACUUCAGCUCCAAGAAUCUCUACUGUCCCAUCUUCCGACUGGGGUCCGUUGUCCGCUGGGCAGGGGCUGACUUCCAGGAUAUAGCCCUGAAGGGUGGUGUGAUAGGAAUCCAUAUCGAAUGGGACUGUGACCUUGAUAAAGCUCCCUCGAAAUGUAACCCACACUAUUACUUCAACCGUCUGGACAACAAGCACACCAAGUCCAUCUCCUCUGGGUACAACUUCAGGUUUGCCAGGUAUUACCGUGAUGCUAAUGGGGUAGAGUUCCGUGACCUGAUGAAAGCCUAUGGCAUCCGCUUUGAUGUGAUAGUUAAUGGCAAGGCAGGAAAGUUCAGCAUCAUCCCUACAGUCAUCAACAUAGGUUCUGGGUUGGCGCUCAUGGGUGCUGGGGCUUUCUUCUGUGACCUGGUACUUAUCUACCUCAUCAGAAAGAGCGAGUUUUACCGAGACAAGAAGUUUGAGAAAGUGAGGGGUCAGGAGGAGGAAGCCAAUGUUGAGCUUGAGGCCAAUGAGAUCGAGCAGGAGCUGCCAGAGGACAAGCCUCCAGAAGGGGUUCAGCAGAAUGAGCACCCCCAAGAGCUGGCCCCGAGUGGCAGGAAGCAGAAUAGCAACUGCCAGGAGCUCUUUGAGCCUGUCAGGUCCACCUUGCUUGUCUAGCACAGCCUCCUAUUGCUGUGGGAGAUCCUGAGCUUCCCAGUCCUCAGCGUGAACAUCGUCGUGCAUCCGAGCUGCCUCUGGGACAGUGUUUCUCCUCGGCUGUGCCUGCCUGCUCACUGCCAGAGAGAGGCUGCGACUGCCGACUGCCGCGUACUCUGCCUCAGAAAGGCCAUGCCUGAAAGUGUUCCUGACAGCCCUCUCUCUGCCUUCUGUGUGCACCCCUCCCCCAAGGGCCGGCCUCCAGGAGAAAGCCAUCCUGAAUGUGAAGCAGCCACAGAACUUGCAAACGGUGCAGACGUAGCCAGUGCUCUUGGCAGAGAACCGAUUCAAGCUAAUGGGGCCAGGACAGACCACAGCUCUGAACUGGGAAGAGGCAUCUUGGUGCUUGCUCAGGAUGGGGCUUCUGGGAACAGGCCCACCAACCCCACCCAGCUUGGGUGGGAUCCUGCUGGAAGUUUUUUAUUGUGUGGAGGGGAGCCUCCUGGAUGGCCAGAGUGGCUCAGAUGCAGAAAGGAGGCCCUGGGGCAGGCCCGCAGGGAAGGGGCAGGCCAGGGGCUUCAGGGGUAGGAGAAUAUUUACAUGCCCCGUCUCUGAACCCAGCCGAACAUUCAUUUAUUCGUACAGGCAGUCCACAUCUAUGGGUGCAUGCUGCACUUUAGUCCUAUCUGAGAGGCUUAAACAAGCUGCUGACCUGGCCCCAGGGUAGGGGUACACAUGUAACUCUCUCCAGAGACAUCAGCUAGCCCAGACAGCCUGGCCUUCCUCCAGCCUCUAGCCAAGACUCCUGACAAGUCUCUGCAGAGAAUGAUGGCUGCUCAGAAAAAGCUGCUGGAUGACAUCCAGGGGACAUUUAGCCCCACCCCCAGAUGUAAAAUUUAAAGGUAGCCAAGGAGGCACCUGGAAAAGACUUAAGGGUCUCCCAGGCAAGAUUUGGGAGGGAAGGCAGGUAAGCCAAUCGCCUGUUCUAGCCCCCACCCGCAGCCUAGGGUAGCUCUGGGAAACCGACUUGCCCAGGUGAGAGAGGGACUUGCCUGUGCAGUUUAGCUCGUACUGUUUUGGGGGUGGGGGGGGUGGGGGGGGGCUCUGGGAGUCCCUGAUUGACUUCCUGCUCUCAGAAGUUGAGCCUUGAAGUGCUAAUGAGAUAAAGGAUGACUUUCACUGAAA